CAGCGCCAGCGCUCUCCCCGGAUCGUGUGGGGCCUGAGCCUCUCCGCCGGCGCAGGCUCCGCUCGCGCCAGCUCGCUCCCGCCGCCAUGUCUGCUACCGUCGAGCGGGAGUUUGAGGAGUUGGAUGCUCAGAAUCGCUGGCAGCAGCUGUAUUUGGAAAUUCGCAAUGAGUCCCAUGACUAUCCUCAUAGAGUGGCCAAGUUUCCAGAAAACAGAAAUCGAAACAGAUACAGAGAUGUAAGCCCAUAUGAUCACAGUCGUGUUAAGCUGCAAAAUGCUGAAAAUGAUUAUAUAAAUGCCAGUUUAGUUGAUAUAGAAGAGGCGCAAAGGAGUUACAUCUUAACACAGGGUCCACUUCCUAAUACAGGUUGCCAUUUCUGGCUCAUGGUUUGGCAGCAAAAAACCAAAGCAAUUGUCAUGCUAAACCGAGUUGUGGAGAAGGAAUCGGUUAAAUGUGCACAAUACUGGCCGACAAAAGAUGAUCGAGAGAUGCUGUUUAAAGAAACAGGAUUCAGUGUGAAGUUCUUGUCAGAAGAUGUGAAGUCAUAUUUUACAGUACAUCUACUGCAGUUAGAAAAUAUCAAUAGUGGUGAAACCAGAACAAUAUCUCACUUUCAUUAUACUACCUGGCCAGAUUUUGGAGUCCCUGAAUCACCAGCUUCAUUUCUCAAUUUCUUAUUUAAAGUGAGAGAGUCUGGUUCCUUGAAUCCUGAACACGGGCCUGCAGUGAUCCACUGUAGUGCGGGCAUUGGGCGGUCAGGCACCUUUUCUCUAGUAGAUACCUGUCUUGUUCUGAUGGAAAAAGGAGAUGAUAUUAACAUUAAACAACUGUUACUGAAUAUGAGGAAAUAUCGAAUGGGACUUAUUCAGACACCAGAUCAACUCAGAUUUUCAUAUAUGACUAUAAUAGAAGGAGGAAAAUUUAUAAAGGGAGAUUCAAAUAUACAGAAACGGUGGAAAGAACUUUCUAAGGAAGACUUAUGUCCUGCUUUUGAUCAUUCACCAACCAAAAUAAUGACUGAAAAAUACAAUGGUAAUAGGAUAGGCCUAGAAGAAGAAAAACUGACAGGUGACAGAUACACAGGACUAUCCUCUAAAAUGCAGGAUACUGCGGAGGAGAACAGUGAGAGCGUUCUACGGAAACGAAUUCGAGAAGACAGAAAAGCUAACACAGCCCAGAAGGUGCAGCAGAUGAAACAGAGGCUAAAUGAGACUGAACGAAAAAGGAAAAGGUGGUUAUAUUGGCAACCUAUUCUCACUAAGAUGGGGUUUGUGUCAUUCAUUUUGGUGGGUGCUUUUGUUGGCUGGACACUGUUGUUUCAGCAGAAUGUCCUAUAAACGAGCUGUUCUGCCCAGCGAGCUGCUGCGCUAGUAGCUGACAGUGUUGCGUUAGUCACAAGGGUCUGUCUGUUAGCAAGCUCCUCGCACCCCAGAAACAGUGCGGUAAGAAUAGACACCAACCAGACAAGUGAUCUAUUCAGUCCCCAGCCCAACAUCUCAGGGCAUUGUCCCCAAACUGUAAACGGCUAUCUGAAAUAAAGACUUGAAUGCUUGUUGAAAACUGGUACAUUUUGCAACUGUAUUCAUACACGUUAAGCGUACUAUUUCACCUGACCAGACCGAGAAAUCCUUUACCACAAGGAUUUGUUUUUGGAGGCUCUCUGGAUUUUAACCUGCACUUGAUACAAGCAAUAAAUAUUGUGGUCUUAUCUACAUUAUUACUGGAAAGAAGAUGACCUUGAAAUAAUGCGUGUAAUGUAUAAUGUACUGUUGACAUGGGCAUCGACAUUUUAUAUUCUUAACCAUUUCAGGGUAAAUAUAUUUUAUAAGUAUUUAAUCUUACUUUUGUAGUUAAAUGUACUUUUUAAAAACUCAAUUUGAAAAAUCUGUUACCAUGAAAAAAUAAAUUGUGUGUUGAUUCAAUUGUACUGAAUACAUUUUCCUAAAGAGAAGUUUGAUACGAGCAGUUAGAACUAACUCUGAAUAAGCAAUUUUUACUAUAUAUUUGCAUUUCUUUGAUGUUUUACAGUUUCCCCAAUUUUAAAAAGAGAAACAAACAAACAAACAUUUUCCCUAAAAAUAUCUUUGAAGGAAAAUUCUCCUAAUGGCAUAGUCAGGUAACAUUUGGUCAAAACUUUGUAAAGAAAUUGGUUUCUGUAAAGCCCAUGAUGAAUACUGUUUAAUUUUCAUGAAAAUUUCUAUGUAAUUACCCUAAUUUAUAAUUGGGGCAAAUCUUGACUUAGGAAAUAAAAAUAAGGAGCAGCAUUUUAUUAUCCGUGAUUUCAGUUUACUAGACUGAAGUUUUGAAGUAAAAUUUUUCAAGUUCUUUCUACUUCAAUAAAUAGUAUGAUGAUGUACAAACCUGACCUUGUCCCUUUAACUUCUUAAUGGGUAUUUUAAUUUAAAACAUAUUGUUUGAAGAACUUAACUGCUCAUUUGAGUGCUAGCCUUCUUCAGAUCCCAACAUUCCAUUCAGUGUUUGACUUAUUUAACUUAAACUUUAAAUAGUUGUUAUAAAUUUAAUUGCUGUUAUAAUAAAAUCACAUUAUUUCAGUGGUUUUCAAGCUAUGCUCAUUGGAUUUCUGAGAGGUCUCUGAGAGGUGGUUGGAAGGACUCCAAGCUACCAGCCUUUCCUUUCAACCAGCCCGUCUCUGCUUUAUCUAUUUUAUAUACUACGUAUGAUCUCUGUGUGAGGUGUAAUCAUUUUAAGGGGACAGUUACAAUUUUAAAAACAGUUGGAAAACCAUUUGUAUAGAUAGAUAUUUUGAAUUGAUUUGAGUAGCAGUCUUGAAUGUGUUAAAUUAUGCUGAAAGCCUGAAAGCAGGAUGAAGGUGGUUCUACAUAUUAAAUCAGAUUUGCAUAA
Molecule: messenger RNA, 2862 nt
Organism: Neogale vison (American mink)
Lineage: Eukaryota; Metazoa; Chordata; Mammalia; Carnivora; Mustelidae
Gene: PTPN2
Product: protein tyrosine phosphatase non-receptor type 2
Exons: 9
Coding region: 87-1337 (416 amino acids)
Biological process (GO): protein dephosphorylation
Molecular function (GO): protein tyrosine phosphatase activity
Source: RefSeq, a predicted model, not a curated record